This is a messenger RNA of Alligator mississippiensis (American alligator), 4664 nucleotides long. RefSeq names its product solute carrier family 20 member 1 (gene SLC20A1). Gene Ontology annotation, cellular component: membrane. The record is from RefSeq and is a predicted model, not a curated record. NCBI's taxonomy places the organism in Eukaryota, Metazoa, Chordata, Crocodylia, Alligatoridae. Gene Ontology annotation, molecular function: phosphate transmembrane transporter activity. The transcript has 11 exons. Bases 1799 to 3808 code for a protein of 669 amino acids. Gene Ontology annotation, biological process: phosphate ion transmembrane transport.
AAAGGUGCUUUGUGGGUCAGCUCUGGAGCUAUGACAGGAUAUACAUGAUGUGAAGGCCUUCAGGGUCCCUGUGAGGUCUCUGGGCAUCAAUGGUGCUUGUGGAAGGGGUGAUAUGAAGCUUGCCUGUCUCGCCUUUAUUUACCCAGCAGGUUUGAUGGUGGUGUUCAUGGAUGUGCUUUGGGGCUGGGUUGAUUGGCUUUUAGGGGGGCUGUGCUGUGCAUGUUACUAGGCGCUGCUGGAGUGUAACUGGGUGGUCACAGUUCCCUGGGCCCAGCCCCUUGCCCUUUAAGGAGGUCACUGGUUUAUGGGGUACGGUGUCUCACUUGCUUCACAUCCUGAUGAUGGGGGGCACUGGGCUCAUUCGAUUUCCCCAAUCCCCUGGCAAAGCCAUGCAGCUGUGCACAACCCCCAUGACAGUGUCUGUGUUCCUUUUGCCUUUCAGGGGACCUUGGGCAACCAGGGAGAAAGCAAGGAUUCAUUUUUGAGGGGGGGUGAAUGGCUGAGGAGGGAGUGCUGGAUGGACUCGGUAUCAUCCCACAGACCACGCCCUGCCCUGCUGGGGGGGAAUUGUUGGUGCCUUCCUCCCUGCCCUCUAUGAGCUAGCAGCUCCCUGCUCCCUCCUCCCUUCCUCCUUCACUGGGGAGAUGCUUUUUGACUGUGUUUGAGGAAGUUUCAGCACUUCUUAGACCCUGUUGCUGAGAUCAAAGGGCUCAGCCCUUGUACAGCUGGUAAUGGGUGCGUGUGGCAGUAGGGGGUGGGUAUAGCCUUGUAUGCAGUGUCCUGUUAGAGCGAGGGGUUUUGGGAGAGGUGACUAAGAAACCGCAUGAUCUAUCUGGCUUUUUAUUGCUCAUGGCUUUUUAUUGCUCGUGGCUUUUUCUGCUGGGGUGUGUCCAUGUUGUUCUGUCUGCAGCCCAACCAGAGUGUGGAGGCUGGGGCAGGCAGUGGCCAGGCUAGGCACUGCCAGGGGCAGUUGCCAGUCAGCCCAUGUUGAGCUGAGCUUCUGUGGCUUCCUAUCGCCUUUAAGGGAACAUGACUAUUAGAUCUCUCCCUUUGGUUAAAAGCCUGGCAUGGCCUGGGCACGCUCCAGAUCCAGCCAGUUGUGUGGCAGUGGAGAGAGCUCUCUGCACAUAACGGGGCUGUGAAACGCAGCUCCUUGCUUUUCCCCUGUAGCAGAUAUUGAGUUCCCCAGCUCCACAGAUCUUUGCCUAGCAGGCAGACAGAGCUUUCUGCCCAGAGGCUGAGGCUGCUGCUGCCUUCCAUAGUAUCUGCCACCAGUAUGGGAGUGGGAGAAGGUGAAAAAGAUGCCCUCUGCAACCACAAGUCUGCUUUCCUGGCCUCUUCUGGCCAGCUGACAACACAAUGGACUCCAGGGCAGGAAACCAGGGUGGCUGAGCUGGGUCUUAGUCUAAUAUAGCACUGAUGGGUCUUCCCUGGGGCAGUGAUCAGAGGGGAUUCAGUCUGCUUCUAGUCUGGGUCUGGUAUCUUUCCCUCCAGGAGACCUUGGUCUCAGCUGUGAGGCCUCCCAUCUCCUCAUCACAGGCGUGGAUGAAGAAGCCUUUACCAUCUUCUGCAUCAUGGAAUUUCCCUCGGUUGUAACUUGCUGGAGCCAAAGGAACUGUAGAAAAGAGAUCCCCAGCCCUAUUGUAUAGCAGUAACUGUCUGGUCCUAGACACCUCUUAGUUUACAGUUUAAUUUAAUUUUUUAGCAUUAUUUAUUACAGUAUUUUUGCAUACCUCAUAUUCCGUUUACGUGUCCGAGUCUAUUUCCCUUUUAAUUGGAAACCACCGGUGUCAUCAGCAUGGAGUUCACCACUGAAUCUACCACGGCUCUCCUGACAUCAGUAAUUCAUGCAACCAGCACGGAGACCUCUGCCCCCUUGGUAGCCUUCCUCUGGUUGCUGAUUCUGGGCUUCAUCAUUGCCUUUGUCCUGGCCUUCUCGGUGGGUGCCAACGAUGUGGCCAACUCCUUUGGCACGGCCGUGGGCUCAGGUGUGGUGACGCUGCGGCAGGCUUGCAUCCUGGCUAGCAUCUUUGAGACUGUGGGCUCUGUGCUGCUGGGUGCCAAGGUGAGUGAGACCAUCCGGAAGGGGCUGAUUGACGUGGAGAUGUACAACACGACCCAGGAGCUGCUCAUGGCUGGUUCCAUCAGCGCCAUGUUCGGCUCAGCUGUGUGGCAGUUACUGGCUUCGUUCUUGAAGCUUCCCAUUUCCGGUACGCAUUGCAUUGUUGGAGCAACCAUCGGCUUUUCCCUAGUGGCCAAAGGGCAGGAAGGUGUCAAGUGGUCCGAGCUACUUAAAAUCGUGUUAUCCUGGUUCAUCUCACCCCUCCUGUCUGGAAUCAUGUCAGCUGCCCUGUUCUUUCUCGUCCGCACAUUCAUCCUUCGCAAGACAGAUCCAGUUCCCAAUGGCUUGCGUGCUCUUCCUGUCUUCUAUGCCUGCACUAUUGGCAUCAAUCUCUUCUCCAUCAUGUACACAGGGGCACCUCUGCUGGGCUUUGACAAACUUCCUCUCUGGGGUAUCAUCCUAAUUUCGGCGGGGAGUGCUGUUGUCUGUGCUCUCGUCGUCUGGUUCUUUGUAUGUCCGCGAAUGAAGAAGAAAAUUGACCGUGAGAUCAAAUCGAGCCCCUCGGAGAGCCCGCUGAUGGAUAAGAAGGACAGCUUGAAGGAAGACCCUGGGGAAGCCAAGGUGACCUUGGGUGAAGCCAAGAGGCCCCUGGACUUUGCCUCAGUUGUGGAGGAGAGGACGGUCUCUUUCAAUCUCGGUGACGCAGAUGAAGUGCCAGAGCGCGAGAGGCCGGACCUGAAGGAAACCAAUGUCGAUAGUGGCACCGUGCAGCUACCCAGCGGUAACACGGUCCAGUUCAACCCAGUGGUCAGCAACCAAGUGAGCUGGAGUGGGCACUACCAGUACCACACGGUGCACAAGGACUCAGGGCUUUACAAGGAGCUGCUCCACAAGCUGCACCUGGCCAAGGUGGGCGACUGCAUGGGCGACUCUGGGGACAAGCCGCUGCGACGCAACAACAGCUACACGUCCUACACCAUGGCCAUCUGCGGUAUGCCUCUGGAUGCCUUCCGUCCCAAGGAGGCCGAGCCUAGGGGUGAGGAGCUGGAGAAGCUGACAUGGCCAGGUGGCGAGGCCAAGAAGCGGGCGCGCAUGGACAGCUACACCAGCUACUGCAAUGCUGUGGCUGACACCCACCCUGCUGCUGAUGUGGAGGCUGCUGCGGAGCUGGGCCUUAACGACCACCAGGGCAGCCAUGGCUCCUUGGAGGAGUGGCAAGACCAGGACAAGCCUGAGGUCUCCCUCCUCUUCCAGUUCCUGCAGAUUCUUACCGCCUGCUUUGGCUCCUUUGCGCAUGGGGGCAAUGAUGUCAGCAAUGCGAUUGGUCCCCUGGUGGCCCUGUACCUCGUUUACCAAACAGGCGAUGUGGCCUCCAAAGCGGCCACCCCCAUCUGGCUGCUGCUUUAUGGAGGCGCUGGCAUAUGCAUUGGCCUCUGGGUCUGGGGCAGGAGGGUCAUCCAGACCAUGGGCAAGGACCUGACGCCCAUCACGCCCUCAAGUGGCUUCAGCAUCGAGCUAGCUUCUGCCCUGACAGUGGUGAUUGCUUCCAACAUUGGCCUCCCCAUCAGUACCACACACUGCAAAGUGGGCUCCGUGGUGUCUGUGGGCUGGCUGCGCUCCCGCAAGUCAGUAGACUGGCGUCUCUUCCGCAACAUCUUCAUGGCCUGGUUUGUCACUGUGCCCAUCUCAGGCCUCAUUAGCGCGGCCAUCAUGGCCCUCUUCAAGUACCCCAUCCUGGGAGUCUGAGACACAUCAGAGGCAUGAGCUGCUUUGUCACCCCUGCUUUGUUGGGGUGAUGCUGGGCUGGGGGGCCCCUAUCCAUGCUGUAACCCCUUUAUGCUAAUGUGCCCCCCCUUAGCUGUAACAUAGGCAGGGCCUGACUUUCCCCUCCGUACCGCGUGUUCCCAUCUGUGUCAUACUUCUCCCUGCCCCAGUCCCUGAUGUCAUCCUUGCUUGUUAAUUUUUAAUUGUCCCCUCCCCCCCAACCCCCCCUAAACCAGGAGGAGUGGGAGGGAGGGAGGUUGUCUCAGUGCCAUCUGUAGCUCUAGCCAAGCCAGAACAAGGGGUCUGUAGAUCCCAGGGGACACUUUUUUUUUUUUUUUUUUCUUUCAAUAAAUCUUUUUUAGCCUUUACCUGUUGGAGCAGGUAUCAGUCCUAGCCUCCAUCCCUUCCCCCUUCACAUGCAUCUCCAAGCCAGCUUCUCCCUGCGACCCCCCUCACCAGCUCUGCAGAGGCCAGGCUCAUGCCCCGGUCCUGAGGGACUAUUUCUGACUUCUACAGGUUCUGGUGCCCCCUGAUCUAGGCUUGGGGGUCUAGAGAGCAUGUGGCACCCCCCCAUCUUGGUUGGGGGAGGGGGGGGCAGUGUUUAACAGGCACCUGGUGCCCCCCUGAUCUCAGCCUGGGGGGGUCUGGCCACAACCUGGUGCCCCCAAUGUCAUCAGGGGUGUGUGUCCCAUUGCUGCUGCCCAUGUCAGAAGCCAUGUGACUGUCCCUGUUCCAUCACAUGUGUGCCAGGACCCCGGCCUGUGCCCACACACUACAGCUGCCCUCCUCACCAUUGCUACCUCUAACUCAAUAAAGACAGCAUCAUUUUUAUAUAAGA